Molecule: messenger RNA, 498 nt
Organism: Pteronotus mesoamericanus
Lineage: Eukaryota; Metazoa; Chordata; Mammalia; Chiroptera; Mormoopidae
Product: F-box only protein 50-like
Biological process (GO): SCF-dependent proteasomal ubiquitin-dependent protein catabolic process; glycoprotein catabolic process
Cellular component (GO): cytoplasm; SCF ubiquitin ligase complex
Molecular function (GO): ubiquitin protein ligase activity
Source: RefSeq, a predicted model, not a curated record
AUGCUGUGCAUCAACAUUUAUGAGCCAGCACCCCCUACUGGGCCCACACAGCAGCCCCUGGAGACUCUGGGCAACUUCCGCGGGUGGCACAUUAGGACUGAGAAGGUCCAGCGUAACUGCAGCUGGACGGUGAAGCAGCAGUGUGUGGAUCUGCUGGCCGAGGGGCUGUGGGAGGAGCUGCUCGACGACGAGCAGCCGGACAUCACGGUCAUGGACUGGUAUGAGGACAGCCGGCUGGACGUGUGUGUCUACGAGCUGCACGUCUGGCUGCUGGCAGCUGACCGCCACACCACCAUUGCGCAGCACCAUGUGGCCCCCCGGACCUCUGGGAGGGGCCCUCCUGGCUGCUGGGUCCAGGUGUCGCACGUGUUCCGCCAGUACGGCCCUGGUGUGCGCUUUGUCCAUUUCCUGCACAAGACAAAGAACCGGCUGGAGCCUGGUGGGCUGCGGCGGACAAGGGUGACUGACUCCUCCGUGUCUGUGCAGUUCAGGGAGUGA